AUAGAAGCAGUAUUAGCACAUCCAUUCCCUGGAGCUUAUGCCACCAUUCAAUAAGAUAGUGGCUGACCAGCCCAACCCAUAACUUAUCUUUGAGCCAGCUCUGCUAUGCUAGAGAAACACAUUGUUUUAUUUCAAAUUAUUGAUCAAUUCAUAAAUAUGAUAACUCCAAUAAAGUGGUAAUUGUCAAAUUAUUGGUCAAUCCAUGUUAAAUAAUUAUUCUGAUCAACACGUUAAAUAUCGAGUUAUUAUUUGACUGAAUAAAUGUAAAAUAUCAAUGUUCAGUUCAUUUAAUUUGGCAAAUGUAAAAUAGUUGUUUGUCCCAUUAUCUGUGGUAACUGUCAAAUUAUAUUUCACACCAAUGUGUACGUUAAACAGCAAUUCUACACAAAUGAAAAUGGUAAAAAUAUUGUACAAAUGAACAGAUGCUAAAUAUCAAAUUACUGUUCAUUUUAAUAAAAUGGAAAACGUUAGAUUGUUGUUAGUAAAAAUAGACGUGGUAAACAUCAAUUUAUUGUUCAGAAGAGUAACCAGACCGAUGAAUGCAGCUCAACAGCCAAUUCCUUUACAUAUUUUUGUCUUUGUUUUCACUAUCCCCUCUUAAGCAUUCCAUAGGGUUACAAGCGUUCCUGAUAAAGGGCUAAUGCCGGAAACGUCGAUUCUCCUGCUGCUCGGAUGCUGCCCUGACCUGCUGUGCUUUUCCAGCGCCACCCUCUCGACUGUAGUCUCCAGCCUCUGCAGUCCUCACUUCCUCCACAGGCCGACAAGCUUCCACGUGACAUGACAGCACUCUGUCAGCGUCUGCAUAUUGUCCGGCCCCGCCCACGUCCGCCGCGCGCCGCGCCUCCUUUGGCUUCGCGCAGAACGCGUUUGAAAUGCCGUGUUAUGCGCUUGCGCGGAGCCGGUGGCCUGUUAGCUUGGUGUCCGUGUUAUCCUGAGAGGAGGGAGGACGGAACAACAAUGGUGUCCGACUGAGGUGCACGCGCGUGUGAAAGGGUCUGGCGCAGGACUUAGCCUAAAUCCUGUAUAUAGGAUCACCAACAGUGAGGCAGAAUGAUGGGGAAAUGCUUGCCAAGUCUUCAUCAAUUCUACAAGGAAUUGUUGGCAGAAGAGAGGCCCAGUGAGGACAUUCCAAAGCUAGCAGCUUUGCUUUCUCCCAGUGUUUGCAUGGGUGAUCCAAACAUUUUUGGUCCUACUAAUGAAUCAAGUAAUGAGACUUUUCGUUUCUCUGGGGGCACAGUAUCUGCAGAUAGUUACAGCAUGCUGCAUGAUAGCAACUCUACCCCAAAUGACAGUCAGAAUGAAAUCUCAUUGAUUCAGAUAUCACUGAUUCAGAUGAUGUGUUCCAAAAUACAUUCUGAAGAAUUGAAUCAAGAUGUCAGAGAAUCAUACAUGAAGACCUUAAGAAUUCUAUUGGAAGAUAUGAAACUAUUAUCUAAACUGGUUUUGCUGUUUGGCUACCCAGACAAGCUGUUGUCUCAUUUGGCUGUGAAGGGUGUUGCAUCAUUGAUUCUUGUUGAGAUUCUGGUGAUGGAUCUAUCUGUGGAGAGUUGGAUCAGCAGUUAUCUCUACGCUCUGUCAGAAGACCCUGGAAAUAGCCAAGCAGCUGAAUGGGUGCAAACAAUUACAUUUGUCAUUAAAGAAGUCUUAAAGAGAAAGUCUCUGAAUAAGGCAGCGAUCAUAGAGAAGUUCCUCACUCCAAUGGACUCUGUGUUUAGUGGUUUGUAUUCCUUCAUGUUCACCUCAUAUUCUGAUGACUGCCAAACAAUUGGAGCUACAACUGGACCUGAUACCGAGAACAUUGCCACAACCAAUCAACUUGUAUUUGUAGAUUUACUUGAAAUUUUUGUCAGUAUUAGAAUCCAGCUGAAAUUAAAUUUCCCUUGUCUGAGGAUAUUAUACCUGCGAACCUCACAAUUGCUACAGUAUGUUGUUUCCUCUGCUCAUUACUUAGUUAAAAAGAGGCUGCUUAUGCUGCUAAAACAAUGUUUUCUUUGCCAUGCUGGUGAAAGUAAUGUGAAUGAUUCCUCUUGUGCAACAUCUGAGCAAGAUAGCCAUAUGCAACAUGACUUUCUGGCUGUAUCGAAUGCAGUGUUACAAGCUUUGGUGUCUGGUCAGUUCAGAAAACUUGCUGUUAGUCCCAAGCCAUGUUUCUUUGGAGGCAAUGAGAUGGUUGGUGUUGUAGAUUCUAACUGUGGACCAGACCUCGUGAUGAUAAGGGCUGUUUGUCUAAUUCUAAUUAAAGCCAUGGAGAUUAAGGUGCAAACCAGGACCUUUGAUGUCACAGAACAAGGCUGUCUAAGAGCUGAGCUCCAACCUUGUGUAUCGCAGUUGAUGACAUUUCUGAGGAUGCAUUUUCGAUGCCCUAUACGUACCCAACAGCUCUCGCAUCCAUGUGUUUUGGUUUCGCUAGUUUUUGGUGAGCAGGAUGAUGAUAUGGUGGAAGCUGCCAGAGCACUACUAACCAUCUAUAUAAAUUGCUACAGGUCUUUGGAUAUCUAUCCUCAGGAAAAAGCAAACAAUUCUUGUGAAGCAUGUGAACAUUGCUUCAAUCCCCAUUGUAUCUUUCUCCUGAUUUUACAGAGUUUAGUAUUUGAUCAUUCUGUCCUGCUGGAUUUUCUGAUUUCCACUGAAACCUGCUUCCUGGAGUAUUUAGUGAGAUAUCUGCGACUUCUUCAAGAGGACUGGUGGUUCUUCUGCUGCAUUUGUGCUCAGUUUGAUGAAGCUGCUGAUGCUGAAUCAUUUUGUUGCUCUGAAAUAAAUGAAAUCUGUGAUGACUUCAGUCUCAUUCCUCAUGGAGAACAAGACAGAACCAACAAUCAAAUUGUUACUGAAAACUCAAAAGAAGCAGUUGUAACUCCCACAACACCAUACUUUCUCACACCUGUGAGGGACCUAAGAAACAAUGUAGACACUGUGAAGAGUAGCAACUCAGGACAACUGAUGAGCAGUAAUAGGCCCUGGCCAUGUGAGCAGCCUCGAAGUCUAGUGGAUUAUGAAAGUUCUGAGGAUUCAGACAAUGAAGUAAUGGAAGCUUCCUGCUUAAAUAUCCUCAGCCUGGACACAAAUCAUGGUAUUGUAACGAAUAACACAUUAACAAUUGGUGAAACAGUGAAACAAGAUCCUGAAGCAAUAAGCAUAAAAAUUGUAAGAAACCCAAGAGAAAUAAAGUCACAUAGUUGUGAAAACAACACAAAAAUGCCCCUGGAACGAAUAUUCAAGAAAUCAGUGAGUUGUUUGACUGAAUUGAGAAAAACUAUUAGCCGUUUGCAGAGAAGAAACCUUUUUCCAUACAAUGCAACAGCACUGCUAAAACUGCUUGUAGAUGUUGAAACACGGAGCAGAAGAGAUGAAUUAAUCCCUGCUUGACAGACCAGAGUUUCCUCAAGUGUUAUCUUUUAUUAAUCCAUAAUUCAUUCUUGCAAAUAAAUGUCAAUAAGAAAUCUGAGUUUAAAUCAAAUGAACGGAAUGAAGAACAGGAUGUGAAAUUUGGUUGUUUAAUCUUUUAUAUAUUUUAAUUUUAAGUGACUUAAUAGACAGUAUUAGAGAUACCACACUGAAUCUCUGAACUACCUAAGAGUUUCAAUGUGAAACAAAAACAUAAAUCGUGUACUGUUUAUAAUUUAUGACCUAACUGUAUGGAAUUUGGUAUAAUAAAUCUCAGAAGAAUAAAAACUAGAACUGCCUUCUCAU
This is a messenger RNA of Chiloscyllium plagiosum (whitespotted bambooshark), 3690 nucleotides long. It is a transcript of the gene lins1, whose product is annotated as lines homolog 1. Lineage: Eukaryota; Metazoa; Chordata; Chondrichthyes; Orectolobiformes; Hemiscylliidae. The record is from RefSeq and is a predicted model, not a curated record.